AUGGAUGAGAUAGAAACCAAGGCCGCUAACCUCCCCUGGUAUGUCUCGGCGGUCCACGGCUAUUUCAGCCAGCGAGCCAUGGAGCUGUUCACCUUCGUCGACUUCGUGCUCGUCUACACGAUCAUCUCCGUGCUCGGGAUGGUGACGAAUGUCAUCAACGUCAUCAUCUUCCGCAAGAUGGGGGUCAAAGACACUGUCAACAAAAGCCUGCUGGUGUUGUCUGUCACUGAUCUACUCUACCUCCUCUACACCCUGCUCAUCAGUCUGUGCUACUAUCCCAUAUGGGGUGACCUUGACCUCAACUUUAACGUCUUAGAUUUGUCCAUUUUGACGGUCGGGUGGCCAGAGUUCUACUUCCGGCGGGCGGGGAACUGGGUCACUGCCUUCAUCACGUUUGAGCGCUGUCUCUGCACAGCCCUCCCCCUCAAGGUCAAGGUUCUAAUCACGCCGAGGCGAACUAAUUUAAUCCUGGCGGCCAUUUUGUGUGUGCUAGUUCUUAUCAUCAUGCCGGCGUACUUCGCUGUUGAAUACCAAUGUCAAUUCGAUACCAGCAGUAAUCGAACGUAUGUAAUUCUCGUGUACCACAACAACAGCGCAGAAAUCGAUUCUGUGACGACUGCGAUUUCUUUUGUUUUCACCAUCGCAACUUUUAUUUUCGUCAUCGUCUGCACCGUCAUUUUGGUAACUAGCCUCAGGUUCAAAUCCAAAUGGCGCCAAAAUCAUUUCUGCGCAGACAAAACAGAAAUGUCGUCUGUCCGCGACCUCAAGGUGAUCAAAAUGGUCGUCUCUCUGUCCAUCAUCUUCAUACUGGCACUGAUCCCGGAUGUGGCUGUCAUGCUGACCAUGACCUUUGACCACCGGGUAAGCUUCUAUGGUGAGUACGUUGACCUGUACCUGGUGCUGAAUGGGGUGAGCGAGCCGGUGCUGGCACUCAACGCCGCCCUCAACAUCCUGGUCUACCUCAAGAUGAGCAGCAAGUACAGGGACACCUUCAGCAAGGUGUUCGGUCCAGUCUGA
Molecule: messenger RNA, 1017 nt
Organism: Physella acuta
Lineage: Eukaryota; Metazoa; Mollusca; Gastropoda; Physidae
Product: neurotensin receptor type 2-like
Biological process (GO): G protein-coupled receptor signaling pathway
Cellular component (GO): membrane
Molecular function (GO): G protein-coupled peptide receptor activity
Source: RefSeq, a predicted model, not a curated record